GCAAGAGGGACCAGCAGCCUUACCCCGUCAUGGUGUACAUCCACGGGGAGUCCUACGAGUGGAACAGCGGCAACCCUUACGACGCCUCGGUGAUGGUGGCGUACGGCAAGGUGGUGGUGGUGACCGUCAACUUCCGCCUCGGUGUACUAGGUUUCCUCAACACCAACGAGAACCCUUACCUCCGCUCCAUCACCAACUACGGCCUCAUGGACCAGAUCGCGGCGCUGCACUGGCUCAGGGAGAACAUCGAGGCUUUCGGCGGCGACAAAGACCGCGUGACAGUCUUCGGCCACGGGACUGGAGCCGCCUGCAUCAACUUCCUCAUGACCUCCAAAGCGGUGCCGCAGAGUCCCGGCUUGUUCCAUCGCGCCAUCCUGAUGAGUGGGUCCUCCCUGGCGCCGUGGUCCCUCGUCAGCAACCCCAGCAGGUACACGCGGCAGCUGGCCCUUGAGGUGAACUGCUCCCACACGGCUCUCGGCGAGGAGCUCAAAAAGUGUCUGCGCACCAAGUCCCUUCACGUGAUCAUGCAGGCCCAGGUGGAGGUGCCGGAGUACUACUACGCCUUCGGACCGACGGUGGACGGCGUGGUUAUCGGCACCGACUUUGACACCGACCGUCCGUCCUACAUCAACCGCCUGGCCAGCUACGACCUCGUCUUCGGCGUGACCCCGUCCGACGCCUUCUUCAGCUUCAACGACGACGACAUCAAGACGGGCUUCGAGAUGGACAAAAGGAACAAGAUAUUAAGGACCUUCAUCCGCAACACAUACAACUACCACCUGACGGAGAUCAUGGCGACGGUCAUCAACGAAUACACAGACUGGGAGCGUCCCGUCCGCCACCCCAUCAGCACCAGGGAGGAGACGCUGUCGCUGCUCUCCGAUGCCCUGUACGGCGCCCCAGUCAUGCACACCGGCAACCUGCACUCCCUGGCCUCCUCCAAGACCUACCUGUACGUGUUCGACUACCAGACCAGGAACGGAGACUUUGAGCAGCAGCGGCUCGGGUGUGUGCACGGCGAGGAGCUCCCGUACGUGUGGGGGGCACCUCUGGUCGACUCACUGGCACACUUCCCCACCAACUACACGCAGGCCGAAGUGAAGCUCUCCGAGACCGUCCUGACGUACUGGGUGAACUUCGCCAGGAUAGGAAGCCCCAGUGAGCCGGAGCCACAGGUCAACGACAGGAUGACAGAGAAGAGUCGAGCACGGACCCUCGAGUGGCCUGUGUACAAUGGCAUGCGGCAGAGGUACAUUGAAAUAGACCUCAAGCCUCGUGUCAAGUCCCACUACCGCUCGCAUCAACUAAGCUUCUGGCUCCACCUGGUGCCGCAGCUGCACCGCGCAGGGAAGGACGCGCCUGAGACCCACCACCACCUCGAGAACCACAAUGACUGGAACUCCUACCGGGGCUUCGUCAGGUCCGAGCCAGUCACCAGGGUGAUCCUCCCACCGGAGACAACAACGGAGGCCACAACUACCCGGCAGUACAAUGUGUCGGCGGUGUUACAGUCCACCCCAGCCAGCCCCGAUGGCAGCAACAGCACUGGUCUGCGCUCCCAUGCCUCACUCAGCGAUGGGUUCGCUGCCUACUCCACCGCCCUCUCUGUUACCAUCGCCAUCGGCUGCUCGCUGCUCAUCCUGAACGUGCUCAUCUUCGCCGGCGUGUAUUACCAGCGGGACAAGUCACGCAUGGAAGCCAAGAAGGUAGCAGAGAAUGGCGGCCUCCUCGCACCCGCCAACAGCAUCAGCGGCGACGUGCAUACGCCCCCGACCCCGAGUCUCGCUGUCAAGGCCGAGGUGGUAACCCGAAUGGUGUCAGGAGGCUCCAAGGCCCCUCCCUCUACCCCCAUGACCCAGACAACCCACUUGCCGCCGCCGGAGUUCGCCGACUACCCGGGCCAGUCCCCACACUACGGUACCGCUCACGGCGUCUCCCACCUGCACACGCUUCCCCGUGGCGGCCUCGCCAAAGUCAUUACCUGCGAGGGCCAGAAACAGCCGGGGAGCGCCAGCCUCACGCUGUCGGUGCCGCGUGCCCCGCCUCCCCCUCAGGUACCCACCUCCCACAGCUCAGAGUCUCAGCCGCUCCUGAAGCAAACGUCCUUCACUCUCACCUCACCACACACCUCCACGCCCUCCAAGAGCCCCACUAAAGAAUCCAACGUUGGAGAACUUCGAGUAUAGCGGUAUUAGAAGACUCAUCUCUAUAGUAUAGCCCUGCCCACCCUGCCUCUCCCAGCCCCCCCCCCCCCUCUCCCCCAACACCUGCAUUGCCCCUGCCUCGUCCACAGUUCAACUUGUGAACACUUGCAACACUUCUUUUUAGCUACUUAGGUUACAGUAGAACUCUUUCUCACUCCCGUACUCUAUUUGUUGCUUGUCAGACAUAGCCGUGAUACAACUUAAGUUUCUAUGAGGCUCCAAUCUCUACAAUGACGAAUUACUGGCGCCGGACGCCUUCCCUGGGUGUUCCACUGCCUCGGUGUGUCGCUCGACUGCUCAACUUUCAUGGGAAAAUAGUGUCCUGCCCUCGUGAGUGAGAGAACUUGCCAGCAGUCUCUUCGCCCUUCACUGUGUCCUCGUCUCAGUGUGGUGCGGUCAAAGCAGAAGUCAGAACCUCUUGGUGACACGUCUACGUCCAUUCCACACUAUCAUAAGCUUCUUGGUUGAGGAGGAGAGCCAUGUCCCGUGAUGAAAUGUGUGGUGGCAACCCAAGGUGAUCUUUGAAAGGGUGGAGAGGAAUGUUCCAACGACCCAGUAAUAGGUGUUGGGGCUGAAGAAAGACUGCAAGCGUGCAUCUCUCUUUACCAUGAAGCAAGGGUACGACAUCCUCACUUUAUUCAUUAUUCUGUGUGUAGUGUGCAGUUUCACGACAAGAGAUGUACCCAAAAAAAAGUUGAGGUGCAUAUAUUUCCUGCCAUGAUGACGUAGAUGACUUAGACUGUGUGUGUGUGUGUGUGUGUGUGUCUGUACAUGGAGUGGUGGCAGCCUCUAAGGGGCGCCACAAACCUUCUCGAUUACUGCACAAACUUGACGACAUCACUCCACUUUCAGAAAUACUAAACACUGAAAAAAAAGUUGAAAGUUAAUGAUCCCACGUGAAAGAGAGUCCAGCAUUGCAAAGUAUAAAGCAUCCACUAUAAAGAAAACAAGGUGAAGCCAGCACGAAGUAUUGACUAGAGCAGUGGUGAAAGCAAUGGGUGCGAGAAGUGGUAGUGGUGAGUUGGCCACCACGAGGACCAACAGAAGGUGAGUGGUCAGGCUCGAGUUACAUACAUCCCCGCACUUAAUGAAGGAACGUGUGAGGUGUUCUGCCAAGCGAGUGACAAUCUGGGUGCUGUUCUCCGUACGUUCAUAGCCGUUGUAAUGGUGCAGGAACCUCAGACGUUUUUCCAUUGAGUCUUUUCUGCACCGUCUAAGCUCGUGACUCAAGAGCUGCUCAUCACGACAGUCGGGACGGGUGAGCGUGACACCGGCCUCUGAAGUUUCCUUUUUUCCAUAAAUAUUUACCGUUUACCUUCAUGUAGGUGGGACGCUGCUGCUGCUGCUUCACCUGCCAGCCGUAGCAACAAAUGAUAACAAUGUUUGACUGUUUGUUUGUAAUCACUAUCAUUGUUUGUUAAGUGUUCAAAUUGCUCCUCCUUCUUUUGUACGACCCUUUUGAUAUUCCCAGCCACUGUCAGAGCCGACCAGUCUUGUAUAGCUCGUAGGUGCAGUGGUGGUGCAUGGAGACCCUCAAAGCUGCGUGGCUGGCUCGAAGGAGACUGUUAUUUCGAUGCUCAUGACAAGUGUUGCGGAUAAGGUGGCGGCCAUCCGAGGCGCCAGCUUCCCUGACACGCGGCAUAUGAGUCCUUCAGAGCAGAGGUUCAUGUUGAAUCUACUACAUUCCCAACAAAGCUUCUUAUAUUUUAACCGAUACAUGCACUUGUCUGACUGUAGAUUGAGUAGAGGGUGUGCGUGUGUGUAUGCGCAUGUGUGUGUGUGUGUGUGUGUGUGUGUGUGUGUGUGUGUGUGUGUGUGUGUGUGUGGUGCAAAGUUGUAGUGCAGCACGUCAUUCCGACACACCUGCCCCACGUCACUACCCAGGGAAGGAGAUGGGACGGGACCCUGACCAUAACCUCCUAAGCACCCGUGAUGGAGGUGCGUCGUCUGUAGGGGGCCGGAGAUCGAUGUGCUGCUCUAGGUCAUCGUGUACAUAAGGAUCAGUCAUCUCGAGAAGGGUAGGGGUGUGAGCGGCAAACAGGACGGAGGGUCACAAGCCGUCUGCGACCUCCAUAAUGGCGCUAAAGAAAAAACUCAUUCCAGGUUCUUAUUGUCUUUUUUUUCCAAGGCGAGGUGUGGGGUUAUAGAGGGAAGUGUCUGGUGUUCGGCUGUGUGUGUACAUCGUGUUAUUUUCUAUAUGAAGGACCAUUUGUACUGCCUGCCAUCUUUGUUCCUCUUCUUUGUAGCUUAGAAUAAUGAUGGAGAAGUGAGGGGAGGUGGUUGCCUUGACUGUUCUCACACACACACACACACACACACACACACACACACACACACACACACACUUAUGAGACCAGUUUCACACAUGGUUACGUAUACCUCACACAUCCGUACAUAUACGUUCAUUUCCCCCAUACACAGCAUCACAUCCUAGGCCUAAGUCAUCACAUACGUACCAUUAGAAACCUCUCACACCAUCCCUUCCUCUCUUGCAUCCAUCAAAGACUCAUAUCACACAACGUUCCCUUUCAUGUAAUCGACACAACGUUUCAUCCUUCUAUUUCAGCUUAUGAACAUCGAGCAACCUAUUCCUCCUCCUCCUCCGCCUUUUCCUACUUUUCCUCCCACCUCACGUUUCCUCCAGCAGCUUUACUUAGUACCAACACCUUAUAAGACUAACAUUUUGAGUCGUCCCUUAUAUUAGUUUGUGAAGGAAACGUUUUGUUCGUAUAUCUUAGUUUAUGAUCAGAGUCCAUGUUCUUAAAUGUAUCGGGCUCCCAUGACGACUAUUUUCCAAGCCCACAGAGAAGAUUACCCGGGUUUUCAUGGGUGGCUUUCAAGUUCAGGGUGAAGAAGUUGUGUAAAACUACCACGAGGGUCACAAAACAGCCCAUGAAAUGCCUAGCAACUUCUACAAGAGGCUUUUCAAACAGGAGAGCUGAGGUGCCGAUACGUUUAGGAAUACGGCCUCAGGUUGUUCCACAGGGAAGACUUGGUGAGUUAAGGUGCACUGAACGCUUGCCUUGGAGAUGGAUAUUUCUUGAGCGUGAGUGAGUGUUACAGGGUCAGUGGAGGUCAUUUUUACGCUACUAGGAAUUACUUUCAUAAACUGUGAAAGGUCAGAGCGAUGAUGUUUACAUCCAAUAUUAGUUUAAGAGCCAAUGUAAAUCUGUUUAUGUGAAUUGUCUUUGAUGGCAAUAAGUUACUCAUGAAGUAGGGUUAAUAAAUUGUUCAA
Molecule: messenger RNA, 5439 nt
Organism: Eriocheir sinensis (Chinese mitten crab)
Lineage: Eukaryota; Metazoa; Arthropoda; Malacostraca; Decapoda; Varunidae
Product: neuroligin-2-like
Exons: 9
Coding region: 30-2186 (718 amino acids)
Biological process (GO): synaptic vesicle endocytosis; presynaptic membrane assembly; modulation of chemical synaptic transmission
Cellular component (GO): cell surface; postsynaptic membrane; synapse
Molecular function (GO): neurexin family protein binding; signaling receptor activity
Source: RefSeq, a predicted model, not a curated record